AAAUCGUAAGUUCGUUCUUAAAUAUCCCUUUAGCACCGUUUCCCUGCGGAGACGACUCCUCUUCUUCCUGAUAGCUUUUGAAUAAUUUCACCAGCUGCCAUGGCUGGAAUCAGAGGAGUGCUUUUGUUGUCUAUAUUCGCCGUGGUUGUUGCCGGAGUUCUUUCGUAUGAACGUCCUCCACCACGCAAGAACCUUUUCAUUCCUCGCCGGAGAUUACUCUCCUCUUCUCCCGAACAGCAGGUCCACAUUUCUUUGGUUGGUGUUAACAAAAUGAGGGUAUCUUGGAUUACUGAUGGUGAUGCUCCUUCAACUGUUGAAUAUGGCACUUCUCCACGGAAAUAUAAGUUUUCGGCCACCGGAACUACCACCUCAUACCGGUACCUUCUUUACAAGUCCGGCCAGAUCCAUGAUGUUAUCAUUGGUCCGUUGAAACCAAGCACCGUCUACUACUACCGUUGUAGCCAAGAUUCAUCUCGUGAAUUCAACUUCAAAACCCCACCAUCUCAAUUCCCAAUCAAAUUUGCAGUCGUAGGCGAUUUGGGUCAAACGGAAUGGACAAAUUCGACUCUCCAACACAUUGGACAAUCAAACUACGAUUUAAUGCUAUUACCAGGGGACUUAUCCUAUGCCGAUUUUUGGCAACCUCUAUGGGAUUCAUUCGGCCGCAUCAUAGAGCCGCUGGCCAGCCAACGGCCCUGGAUGGUGACGGAAGGCAACCAUGAGAUCGAAAAAAUCCCCUUGCUUCACAGCACGCCCUUCACCGCCUACAAUGCAAGGUGGCGGAUGCCAUUUGAAGAAAGCAGCUCCACUUCCAACCUAUACUACUCCUUUGAAGUAGCCGGCGUUCACGUUAUCAUGUUGGGAUCCUACACGGAUUUUGAUCCUAACUCCGAUCAAUACAAGUGGCUGCUGUCUGAUCUGGCUAAGAUUGACCGGAAGAGAACUCCGUGGAUUGUGGGGAACAUCCACGCGCCAUGGUACAAUUCCAAUACUGCUCAUCAAGGGGAAAGCGAAUCGGAUGACAUGAAGAAGUUCAUGGAAGAAUUGCUUUAUAAGGCUCGCGUGGACAUCGUCUUUGCAGGGCAUGUUCAUGCUUAUGAACGAUUUACUCGUGUUUACAAAGGAAAGGAAGAUAAUUGUGGCCCGAUUCACAUUACGGUGGGGGGCGGUGGCAAUCGUGAAGGCUUGGCGAUGAAUUACAUUGAUCCGAAACCCGAGAUAUCGCUGUUCAGAGAGGCAAGCUUUGGGCACGGGCAGUUGGAGGUGGUGAAUAAAACGCAUGCGCUGUUUACAUGGCAUAGGAACCAGGACGGUGUGGCGGUUGUCUCGGACAGUGUCUGGUUGAAAAGCCUCUCGUCAGACCAUGCUUGUAAAGUGUGAAGUCUCUAGACCCAAUUCUAAAGCUACACAUUGUCGGAAUUUCAUUACCACACGCGCACAUGGGGAACGAAUAAAAUCAUCAAGAAAGA
Messenger RNA from Rubroshorea leprosula, 1469 nucleotides. Lineage: Eukaryota; Viridiplantae; Streptophyta; Magnoliopsida; Malvales; Dipterocarpaceae. The record is from the annotation of a GenBank genome assembly.